Molecule: messenger RNA, 5167 nt
Organism: Schistocerca gregaria
Lineage: Eukaryota; Metazoa; Arthropoda; Insecta; Orthoptera; Acrididae
Product: ankyrin repeat and BTB/POZ domain-containing protein 2
Exons: 21
Coding region: 329-5092 (1587 amino acids)
Molecular function (GO): protein heterodimerization activity
Source: RefSeq, a predicted model, not a curated record
AGUGAGCCCUGAGUGCUCAGUGGCAGGAGCAGUUGCCAGUGUAGUGCACUCAGCAGUGUGGUGUGACAGUGUCAGUCUGUUACUGGUGCUAAUGGAUUGGGAAUUUGUGUAAAUGAUUUUCAGUUUUCGGUUCAUAAUAUGGAGGAAAUAAUAAUGACAUGUGGCUUUCUCAAGAUUUAUGUUAAGUGUGAUUAUUGUAGGAAAUUGUAGUUGUGGUUAUAGUGAAGUGAAUGCACCAUUUGAAUGGAAAUGAAAAUUUUGAUUCAGAUCUGUUUUUAAGUAUUGCUGAAGAAUUUUACAAAAAUGAGAUUGUUGUUGUUAACCAGAGAUGUCUUGUAAUCAUAAUUGCCAGUGCGUAAUAUGCAAGGAACUUGACGGAUUUUAUCUUCAUGGAGAUUUUAUGCAUUCACAAGUGUCAAAUAGUAAUUUCAUCCUUAGACGACCUAAAGGAGGCACACAGCAUAAGGAUAUUAUUCAUCGAGACAGGCAAACUAGUUCAUUUUCAUCUAUUUUGGACAAAACAUUUUACUUUAUAAAACCCCAAAGGAAGUUUUUACCUAAAGUGAAACUGUCAAGGACACCUAAAAAAUUUCAACAAAGGUUUGGGGUAGAUAUGGGUAGUAAUAUGUGGCAUUUGUGUUCAGAUUGGUCUUCUUCCAGUCCUGUCGAUCAUAGAACACGAAAUUUUGCAACACACUUUAAAAAUCCUCUAAUAAGUGGAACUUACAAUGCAGACAGUGAGAAUACUAGUUGUGUGUCAAUGGCUAACUGUGAAAGUGAAAUCAAACAAGACUGUGAAUCACAGGGUGGGUAUUCUUACAAUCCAGAGACUUCUUAUGAACAGCUGAGCAUAAAUAGUGAAAGUGAGAAAAGUAGUUCAGAAACGGAUUCAGCUAGUGUAAGCAGUAUCACUUACUGUGAACCAAAACAUGACAAUUUCUUUAGUUGUGAGUGCAAAUGUAAUUUUUUAAAUGAAAACAUACUUAAAAUACCUAGCAUUGAUCGUAUAGAAAUUGGGGACAGAGUUAUAGUGAAUGAUUCUCACGACAGAAAUAUUGAUCAUUUAAUGGAGAAGCUACAAAGCAUAGAACUGUCAGAAACUCUUGCAGCUGCUGAAGAUAAAUCAGUGGUCAACAGUCAGAUUUCACCAGCCGUUGGGCCGGGAGGUGGAAGCAGAGAAAUCCUUCCAAAUGGAGGAUAUCCAGUGUAUCAGCACCAACAACAACAGCAGCAGGCCAGCAGUACUGUGGGCCACCAUGAAUUUUCGCAGAGGCUCUCAAACAGUCAGCCCCAGAGCCAGUUGACACCAUUGCGAUCUCAAAGCAGCAAACUGUCAGAUGAGAAGAACUUCAGCCUCUGCACAACGGCAAGCCCAGCCCCACCACCAGCGCUGUUGCGGGGAUGUCCUACUCCUUCGAAGGCUGUUACUGCACCUACCUCGCAGACACCAUUACCGGGAAAGUCAGCAGAUACUUCUGUUGAAUCUGUUGUUGAGCAGCUGGUACCUGAAAGAGAUACAAAUACCAGUGCUUCAGGUAUAGCCAAAGGGUUUUCAGCUGCAGACUUAUGUGGAUCACCUGGCAACCAUGACAUGAAACGUGUAGCAGCUACUGAAGAUACUGCAAUAGCACGGAAUUUUAAGCUGCAGCAUCAUCAGCAGCAACAACAGCAGCAGCACCAACAACACAAACUUGCUGUACAGGGAAACAUUUCUAACUCUGCAAUGUGUAGGCAACAGACUAUUAGUGGAUCAGCUACGGGUACACCUGUUGCAAGAACCAUGGGAAUGGGAGGAACUAGUCAUCUCCAUCAUCAUCUCAGUAUAGAAGAGCUUCGCCUGGUACAGCGGAGACAAGAUUCUAAUGGGAGCUCAUCUGAUGAUGGUGCACGAAGUUCUGGCCAUGCUAGCAUGUCGGAUGGGCAUCUUAGUUCAUCACCAUCCUCUGAACGUCAUCAGCAUUACAGGUCACCGUUGAACUCUGUACCAGAAGAUGAGAGGUUGUCUGCUAGUGUGAUGCCAAAUCAGUCACGAACAAAUCGAAAAGCUACCCAUAACCGAAGUCGCCACAGAGCUACCCCAGCCAAGUUGGUUCCGGCUGGCUCAGGGCUGGAAGACAUCAAACUUGCUAUCCAGCAGCUGACAAUGAGAUCACACACGUCUAAUACUGGGUAUUCCACAUCUACGUACUCCAGUCUGAGUGGCAGUGAGUCCAGUGAGCCAGCAGUACGUCGGCUGAUGAGACAUUCUUCUCUUGAGACAAUAAAUACUAACGUUACCAGUGCUGAUGAAUUUGUUUGGGUGGAUUCACACAACAGACUUGUGGAACUCCAACAUCUUCCUUGGUCAAAUCAUGACGUACUAAAAGUCAUACAGAAUGGUCGAUUAAAGGAGCACAUGGAACGUGUCAGCAUGGAGACUGUCCCUCGUCUGUCAUACCUGUUGCAGAGAGCACUAGUGCGCAUCGGCCGUGAGGCACAAAGGCUCUCUCGCCCUCUUGGCAUGUGCAGCAAACAAGAAGUCAGUUCUGCUCUCCGAAUCACCUUAUGUCCUGCACUUGCUGAUUCCUGUACAAAGGCUUGUCUGCGCGCUGCUGCUAUGUUUGCUGUAUCUGGUGAUUCACAACUCAAGCAGAGCAAGUCAUGCCGAGCCGGUCUGCAGUUAUCUGUUGGCAAAUUUCAGCGCUGGAUGGCUGAUGUGAGACUGGGAAAAUUUAUCCAUGAAUAUGCUGCUGUCUACUUGGCUGCUGGUAUCGAAAAUCUGCUAGAAGAAAUAAUUUUGCAGUGUCUGCCAAAUGAAUGUGACACUAUACUUUCUGCAACAAUGUUUGAACAUGCUAUAGCAAAUAAUGGUGACUUGUGGGGUCUUCUACAGCCAUAUGCUCAUCUUAAUGCUGGAAGAAUUGCUUCAGGUGCUCUUGCAAUGCCUCGCUGGCCAAGUGUGUCUAGUGUGGGGUCAGAUGCCACUCAGGUGAGUGGUAAGUCUGUGGAACAGUCACUGCUGACCACAUGUGUUGGAUCAGCACAGGAGUUGACGGAGCUGUUGGCACGCACUGCUGGCAGUCGACCUCUCACUUGGACACCCGCUGCUAUACAGGCUCUUUUCUACUUCAUGAGGUGCUCACAGCUGGAACAUGCUGAAUACUCAGCCCCAAUCCAGGAGCUUGUUUAUGAGCGAGCAUAUGUUGUGCUACCACCUUUGGUUGAGUGGCUGCGAGUGGCAUCUGCCCAUGCUGAUCAUCGCCAUGCUCUUCAUGUGGAUCACGAUGAUGUAUUUCAGGCUGCUCGGCUUUUGCUACCUGGGGUAGACUGCCCUGUACGACAAAUUGGAAUAGAGGAAGCUGUAUGUUCAAAGAGACACUGUGAUGAGCAAGACUGUGUACGAAAGUUGAAAACAGAUUUAGCAUUUAAAAUGCUAAGCAGUGGCCGUUCAGAUCUUAUUCCUCAUGCUUUGCAGCUUUUGCCAGCAAAUAAAAAACUGAACAGUGUGAAUGAGCAUGGAAUGACUCCUCUCAUGAUAGCAGUUAUAUCCCAUGAUGAAUCAUGUGUACGUAAUCUGCUGGAUGCAGGAGCAGAUCCUGACAUUGAGACACCUCCUCAUGGUUCCACUAACUGUCCAGCAGUGCAUGCAGAGACCCAACACUGGACUGCCCUUACAUAUGCUGCCCUCCAGGGGGAUUGUAAUAUAGCACGGUUGUUGUUGGAACGUGGUGCUAAUGUUGAGGGUGGUGCUCGUCUCAGUGAGGAUAAGUGCACACUUACUCCUUUGCAGGUGUCAGUAGCUAGUGGUCAUGCUGAAAUGGUGGCUCUCCUCUUGUCACAUGGAGCACAUACUUUCUUAUCCACAUUAUUGAAGGAUACCCUGUGUUACUCAGGUGCAGCUCAUCGUGGAUGUUACAGUGCGAUCUCAGUUGCAGCAGCUCAUGGACAACGAUCAACUCUCCAUAAGUUGCUGUCCCACCCUCUGGAUGUCAACAACAAAGAAGUUCUGUCACUUGAAGAGAUUUUGGCAGAAGGAGCAAACCAGCUAACUGCUGAUCGCCGACAGUGUGGGCGUCUUCAGGUUUCUAGUUCCUCCACUCCUGAAGCUAGUGGAUGCUCCUCUAGCAGUGAAAGUGCACAACCACUGAAAUUAAGCAAACCUCAGGUUAAAUCAUUACAGGAAGCAAUGUACCACAGCGCAGAGAACAAUCAUCUUGAUAUAACUCUGGAUCUACGGAACCUGGGUAUCCCAUGGACUCUUCACUGUUGGAUGCAUACAUUGGCGACAGCACACGAGCAACGUCUAGACAGUGUUAUUGAUCAACUGCUGCAAGAUUUUCUUCAAGUCUGGCCUGAUGAUUACUCCACUCAGUUUGUCGACGAGUGUUUGCCUCUACUGUUUAAUAUAUUUAGGUUUAGCAAGAAUGAAGGCACAAUAUUAUUGUUGGCUGAUAUAUUUUCAACAUGCUAUGGCUGGGAAGCAAUUAAAGCCAUUAGAGACACUUCUUUCUCUGGCGGUACAAGAAUAGACCCCAAGUUUGUAAAUAAUCCAGAAUUAAGUGACGUGCAGUUCAGAGUGGAAGGACGUGUGUUUUAUGGACAUAAAAUAGUACUUGUCACAUGGUCACCAAGAUUCAGAGCCAUGCUUAGUUCUAAACUCUGUGAUGGAAAUCCCCCAGUUGUGCACAUAAAUGACAUACGAUAUCACAUAUUCCAGUUAGUGAUGCAGUAUUUGUAUCAUGGAGGCUGUGAAGGUUUACGAGUAGAGCCAGCAGAUGUGCUUGAGCUUAUGGCUGCUGCAAACUUCUUCCAACUUGAUGGCUUGCUGAGAUUUUGUGAAGCACAGUGCUCUGGAAUGGUGGACCUAGACAACAUUGUGUCUAUGUAUAUACAUGCCAAGGUUUAUAAUGCUAGUGAACUUCUGGAGUACUGUCAAGGCUUUCUGCUGCAGAAUAUGGUGGCACUGCUAACAUAUGACGAUUCUGUAAAGAGACUGCUGUUUGGCAAAAAACUUCACAGCCAUGAUGUGUUAGCUGGACUCUUGCUUACUCUUCAAGCACGCAUCAAAGCGCGUAACAUGUCAGCAAGCCCACAGCGACCAAAGGCCAAAUAGCACCAGUGCUGACACUAUGAUCCACAUAUAUCUGUGAUGUCUUGAUGUAUUGGAAAUAAAAACCAUCUCAAUAGA